Messenger RNA from Myxocyprinus asiaticus (Chinese sucker), 5100 nucleotides. RefSeq names its product sushi domain-containing protein 6-like. The coding region runs from base 248 to 1324 and encodes 358 amino acids. The transcript has 7 exons. The record is from RefSeq and is a predicted model, not a curated record. NCBI's taxonomy places the organism in Eukaryota, Metazoa, Chordata, Actinopteri, Cypriniformes, Catostomidae.
AGUGUUGGGUGGUACUCCGAUCUGGCCCCGCUGGCUGCUCUCAAACCUUCCCAUUUGACGGAUGAUCAGAUCCGAAAAGGGCCGUCAAAAUAUCCGAGUAGGUUUGAUACCAACACUGCGUUUACAGUAAUCCUGGGAUUUUCGUCCAUUCGAAGCAGCUCCAUGGUGACCCGAUACUGAUUUUACAGAGGAGGUUAUUCAGAGGUUCAGCCAGAGAGGACUCUUGCUGUACGAGCAGGGCUGAAAGAUGUGCAAUGGAAUAGCGUGUGAGACGAGAGCCUCGCUCGCUCACAGGGUGGCCGCCUCAUCCCUACUGCUGCUCCUCAGUAUGCUCCCCACAGGCCAAGCUUCAGGCUGUCCCAGACCUUCAGUUGUACCUCAUGGCAAGGGGAACCUAACGGAAACCAACCGUGGCUCCUUCUCUGUGGGUACACUUCUGCAGUACAGCUGUGAUCCAGGAUACAUGCUGGAUGGCUACAGUAUUAUCACCUGCACCAUCUCAGGCCACUGGUCUCCUGAUCCGCCUCGGUGUGUCAAAAAUGAUGUUUGUCAACCACCAAGUGAGCCAGAGAAUGGAGGAUAUAACUGCCACCCCUCGCCCUGCCACAGACUAACCCAGGGUACAGUGAUCGAGUACUUCUGUGAUGAGGGUUACAUUCUGAAAGGAGGCUACCAAUUCAGAACCUGUGAGAACGGAGAGUGGAAGUCGGCUAUGCAGAUCAGCUGUCACCCUGUACAAGGGGAGGAGCAGCGCUCGACUCUGCCCAUGCCUGCACUGUCUAUUGUGGCCUCCACCGCCAGCUCUGUGGCCCUCAUUUUGCUGCUGGUGGUGCUGUUUGUGUUGCUGCAGCCCAAACUCAAGUCUUUCCAUCACAGCCGCCGUGAGCAGGGUGUGUCAGGACAGUCUACCUCCAUCAUGGUGGAGGGUGUUCAGGUGUCACUGCCCUCUUAUGAAGAGGCCGUGUAUGGUGCUGGUGGCAACUCUGUGCCGCCUCCUGAGUCCCGUGUUCAGAUCGUGCUGUCGGAAGGCCCACAGGCCGAGGGUUCGAGUGAACCUCUGGAACAGACUCGGCCGAAUUACAGUUUUCCCUCCACCACGACUGCUGCAUCCUCGUGUCAUGCAGAGACAGUAUUGGUUCACCAGAUGCCCUCUUCCUCUUCUCCAUCCUCCUCAUCCUCUCCUUCCUGGGCUGCUGAGCAGCCUGGUGCCGCUGCGCCUCUCCACCGCAGGCAGAGCAGCGAGAGCAGCGAUCAGCACAGUCUGCUUUCAGUCACCUCUGCAGAAGACUAUGGAGAUGAUAUUCCAUUGCUAAAGGAGGCCUAAGUCUGUGUGCAGUCAAACCCCCUCUCUCUAUCAUUGCUGGCCAGGACUGUAACCCCUAAAGCUUCUCACCAGCACUAACCCUUCAAAACAGCAGUAAAUAAGAUGUCCAUCAGCUGUCCCUCUGCCAACAAAUUGCUUGCCCCUGGGCCCUGCAAGCUGUGUGACCCCUUGGAGUAUAGUGGCUCUCUUCACAGGAUAUCUUCCCUUGACCAAAUGAACCCUCAAAGGGAUGCGAAAAUGUUUAAUACGCCACACCUUUACUUACAGGUGCACCAUUAAUCACAGGCUUACCUGUCACAGCAAGGAUUCGCUAAUCACAAAUGAAUGCAUUCAGAUUAUGUAACGACCAUUUAGAAGGUUGUGGACCUCUGCUCUGUCAAUAACUGUGAACUCUAGCGAAGGGAUUUGCUAAACCAGGCCCUUUUCUUUUUGAUGGUGCAUGUUUUGUGCAAUUUCUUUUCUUUUUCUUUUUUUACUGUUUCUUUUAAACACGUGUACACAGAAGCACGGCACAAUUGAAGCAUGUUUCACAGCACCGGUGUACACCAUCUCAACGCUUGACCGAAUGGCUUGUCCCUAGCGCGAGACACGGGGUUGAACUGAUUUACAUUGUACUGUAUUCAAAUAUAUGCUUGCCUUUUUGUUUGCCAAGAAGUACCUGUGCAGUGCUCUGUGUGUGUGUGUGUGUGUGUGUGUGUGUGUGUGUGUGUGUGUGUGUGUGUGUGUGUGUGUGUGCGUGCCUGUGCACGUGUGUUUCUGAUGCCUGUGUGACUGUGGCUAUUGUGAAUUUGAAGAGGGCUGAAGUAUCAUCUAGGCUUCUUUUCCUUAAAUAGGAAACAUUUUCAAUACCUCCAUUUUCUAAUUGAGACGUUAUUUAACUAGAAUCGAUGUUCUUAGUCUACAUGUCUGUAUGUCUAAAGUGAACGAGAUAUACUUUGUGAAUAACACUAUGUACUUUGAGAUCAGCAAAGAUGAAAAUAACUGUGAAAUAAUGCCGCAGAAUCUUCUCCUAAAGAGAAAGACUAAAGAAAUAACUUUAUUUCUUGAUUUUAAAAGAGUGAUUGCAUUGUUCAAGCUCGUGUUUCACAAGUAUAUCUCUCUCAUGUUUAUGUGUUGCAUGCACAAAUUAAGAAAACUUUCUCUUUUUUUUUUUUUAUCACCUGCAUGUUCUUUUCCAAAAGGACUUACUGGGUGUGGACUAAGUUCAUUGCUGUGCUGUAACUUGUGAGUUGCAACUUGCUAGUAAUAUUUGGAUUAUUAAAUUUGCCCCUGCCUCCUAUAAUGAAUGCUUUGCAAACCAGUUCUGACAUGGCUAAGAUUUUAAAGACUGAAUCACUAUCAACAAUAGGAGCUAUGUUUAUUAAGUUAAUUAAAAUUAAAGGUGCUGUAAGAGAUUUUUUAAUGGAAAAGUAUACAAAAAUGUUCCUACUCCCUUAAAGAUAUUAAAGAAAUAAGUGUUCUGAGAUAUCUCACCGGUCUCAGUGACAGCUGUAGACAGCAAACAAAAAUGUGUCCGCAGACUGCGGACAUUGAUGUUUUUCACCUGUCAAUCAUUUUGCUUGUUCUCAUUUGAAGCGGAUCAUCGAGGCCAUGAUUCAUAAUGUUUGUCAGUUGAGGGCACUAUUGUGCCACUGUUGAAUUUGACAGCCACAGGAACAAACAAUGCUGCUCUUUUGCUCGGUUUUGGUCUCAAAAUUAUCUUUGGAGGGCAGGGUUUUGGAAUGAGGGGGUGUGGCUAAUUCAGCGGCUCAGUCACGUGAAAGCUUCAGAACGCUAAAAUCUCUUACAGCACCAUUAAGAAAGGUUUAUCAGGUGUUUCAAAGGGAAUUGGUUUGAAACCCUGUAAGAUUUAAAAAUAUGUGGUGCAUUGUUUUAAUGCACUGUACAGUAAAUCACGAAGACUCUAAUUUUUCUUAAACAGUUAAGCGAGUUCUUGUUUUAAAGGAAUGUUCUGGGUCCAAUACAAGUUAAGCUCAAUCGACAGCAUUUGUGGCAUAAAAUUGAUUACCACAAAAAUUGAGGUUACAGUAAGGCACUUACAAUGGAAGUGAAUGGGGCCAAAAGGUUAGUAAGUGAUUUUAUCACACUGAAAUCGUUAACAUGCACAUAUUGUUUAGGUCUUGUGGCUAUACUUUUGAAACAGCGAGUAUUUUAACGUUAAAAAAUUGGACCCCAUUAACUUCCAUUGUAAGUGCCUUGCUGUAAAGCAGAUUUUUUGCUUCUUUUUUUUAAAGAAAGGGAGAGACAAGUCAAAAUUUAUUUUUGUGGUCAUCAACAUUAUGCCACAAAUGCUGUCAAUUGAGCUUAAAUUGUAUUGAACACAGAAUAUUCUUUUAAAUGUCCCAGUGUACAAGUCAGCAUUAGGAAAUGUCCUUUCUCACUCGUAGUGUGUUCUUCUGGCAAGUGGACAUUUGAAAAACAUUUGAGUUUAUUUUCCUUGGUUUGUGUUUUACAUCACUGGACAUUGCCGCACCAUGUGUAUAUCCUUUGUGUUGAUGCAAGCUUCAAAAGUUUGUCAUCAUGCAUCAAAUAAAUAUUUUUGUGUCUGACUUUGGAGAGAGAAAGAGAGAGGGCAGUUUGCCUAUCUGCACAUCCUUGAUUUUAUUUUCCUGGUUUUUGUAAAUUGAUCGACAUUUGUCAUGCAACCUGAAGGCAAAAUAUUACUGCUGCCUUAAAACUUGUACAUUUCAAACAUUUCUCACAUUGUAAUCACUUGUUUCUUCUGUUUUACUGGCUUUAUGGUCAUUUGUCUUCAGUUUCCUUAUGGCCUUACUUUUUUUUUUCUAUGCAUAAACAUUGUUGCAGAUAUAGGGUUUUACUCAGUUGGAGGAUGUGACUUUAAGAUUGUCCACUCUUCCUCAGAAAUGAUUCAGUGAACGUAAAAUAUGAACCUUUCAUAUUUUAUUUCCUUUCUUUUACCAGUUUUCACUCAAAGGAUUUUUUUAUGUUUAAAAAAAGAAAGAACACAAGUAAAGGAUAUCCAGGAUGUGUGUGAAACACUGUUGUACGGUGUUUUUCUGCAAAUGUAAUUUAAGUUGACUCAUCCACACAGUCCCUUACCCCCAUUGCUCUUCUUUUGAUUUCCCUCUGUACAUUGCUGUGGGUGUGAAAAUAGUAUUUUAAUAUUUGUAUAAAGUUUAAUUUAAUUCUACAGUGUGUAUAUAACUAUUUCUAAUUAAAGCUUUCAUUUGAAGUGCACAGCUGGUGUUAUUGUGGUGAGUUUAACAAGUGCAAUCAUGUUAUGGUUUUGAAAUGAAUGCUUUAGUUAUUAACAGGGUUCCCACAGUCAUGGAAAACCUGGAAAUAUCAGGACAUUUUCAGAUUGUGAUUUCCAGGCCUGGAAAAGUAAUGAAAAUUAGGUCAUUCUUCAAGGAAUAUUCCGGGUUCUACACAAGUUAAGCUCAAUCGACAGCAUUUGUGGCAUAAUGUUAAUUACCUUAAAAAUUCAUUUUGACUUGUCCUGCCUUUUCUUUAAAAAAAAAUAAAAAAAAGCAAAAGUCUAGGUUACAGUUAACCUAAUGCAAUGGAAGUGAAUGGCGCCAAUCCGUAAACGUUAAAUUACUCACUGUUUCAAAAGUUUAGCCACAAGACAUAAACAAUACCAGUAUUAACAUGAUUUUAGUGUGAUAAAAUCACUUACUAACCUUUUCUGUAUUAAUGUAGGCUAUAAGAGUAUAAAUUCAUUGCCAUGACUAUGUAAAGCUGUAAACCCUGCAAACCCAGUAAAUGAUGAUUUAAAGAUCUUUACAGCUCAAAUAAUACACAAGUUGUAACAG